AUGGCCACAGCUUGUGAUAAGAUGCUUCUUUACCGCGUUGUAUCUUUCGUUAUUCUUCUGUCGUGCUCCAUUGUCUUCGUCCAGGCUGAAAAGCAUUUGAAUGCUAAUGGACCAUUUGGCAAACGUCAUACGGCGCACAAUGAACCAAGUCCAUAUGCCUGUGAUCGAGGAGCAGGUGUUUCAUCAUCCGUUUUUCGUCAACGAAUCAAACGAGUGCAAAAUAUACAAAUUUCCAAGACACUAUAUAUGAGCGCUGAUAUUAUCCAAAUAAAAUGGACACCAUUUACACCUUCAUGCAAAGAUGAUUUUGUCGGCAUUUAUUACGCUGAAGUUCCUCUCACUUCAGCUUGUGACUACUUCGACUAUGAAUUUGUACAAUACAAACAGAACAGUACGUUCUGGCAUAUGAUACACCUUCGACGCCCAUUACAGUUUCGUCUCUAUUCGCGUGAUCGCACAUGUUCGGGCAAUUACUCUCUUAUUGCUAUAUCUCCUGUGGUUCAACCGUUGAAUACUAAUGAGCCAACCCAAGUUCACCUCGCCUAUGGUGAUCGAAUCGAUCAGAUGUUUGUGUCCUAUCUCACUAACUCUUCACAAUUCGUGCCACAAUGCCAGUAUGGACUCUCACCUUCAUCUCUUAACUUUCAUCGCAAUGGGACAACUACCACAUACACUGCAUCAGAUAUGUGCGAAGGCAAAGCAACCACAUGGGGUCCACAAGCAUUCAUCGAUCCAGGAUACAUGCACACGGUGCUACUCGAGGACCUUCGUCCAUCGACAACAUACUACUAUCGAGUUGGAUGCGAUGAGCAUGGAUGGUCGUCGAUAUUCUCGUUUACAAAUCGACCAGCGAGUGCAGACGAAGCGGUGAACAUGAUAGCAUAUGGUGAUAUGGGAUUGUCGCCUGUUGAACCAGGUGCAAAAUCAACUAUUGACCGAGUAAUAGCUCGAGUGAGAUCAACGAACAUGACGUGUUUACUACAUAUCGGCGAUAUCAGCUAUGCUCGUGGCACCGGUGCACUGUGGGAUUCGUUUAUGACUCAGAUACAACCGAUUGCUGGCUACGUGCCGUACAUGUCCGGAAUUGGCAAUCACGAAUAUGAUCAUGUACUUGGUGGUGAAAACGAUCCUAGUGGUGCACCCGGCCCAGGAGGAUUUCGACCUGAAUGGGGUAACUACGGUCACGACUCCGGUGGUGAAUGUGCUGUUCCAAUGGUUCGUCGUUUCCAUUCACCCUCGAAUGGCAACGGUCUAUUCUGGUACAGCUUCGAUGUCGGUCCAGUUCACGUUGUAUACUAUUCUACAGAACAUGAUUUUCUUCAUUCAUCACCCCAAUAUAAAUGGCUCGAAAAAGAUCUUCGUUCAGUCGAUCGCACACGUACACCAUGGAUCAUUGUUGGUGCCCAUCGACCAAUGUAUGCAUCGGAAACCGAUGAACCAGAUGAUUUCAUCAAACUAAUGUUACAAUUUUACUUAGAACCUCUAUUUUAUCGCUUCCGCGUCGAUCUCAAUCUCUUUGCACAUAAACAUUCCUACGAACGAACAUGUCCGAUGUAUCGAGAACGUUGUAUCGACGAUGGUAUAACACACGUACUAAUUGGCAUGGCUGGUCAAGAUAUCGAUGGUGGAGGUUACUCUGGUGCUGAAUGGAGUAUCUAUCAUGACCAAGAAUAUGGUUACAGCCAAAUAUGGGCGAAUCGAACAUAUUUACAUUUCACAUAUUAUCACAACGAUGAUGAUAAACUUGCCGACGAAUUUGUACUUCGAAAAUAA
This is a messenger RNA of Adineta ricciae, 1773 nucleotides long. NCBI's taxonomy places the organism in Eukaryota, Metazoa, Rotifera, Eurotatoria, Adinetida, Adinetidae. The record is from the annotation of a GenBank genome assembly.